UAUGCCAAAUAUCCGUAACAACAGAAACUGUACUACUCCUAACAUUAUAUAACUGCUUAGCAUAUUAACACGCAAUACUGAAAAAUGGCCAGCGUUGAAGAGAGUAAGGAAAAGAUUUUGCAAAUAGCCUUAAAAGAUUUAGGGCGCAGUGAAAAUGACCUACAAGCCGAAUUAGAUUCGUUGAAGGAGUGGUUCAAAACUCAAAAGCACUUGCCCGAGAUACCUGAUGAUCACAUAUUGAUAAACCAAAUUUUGUCAAACAAAUUCCAUAUGGAAAAAACCAAGAAAAAAAUUGACACUUACUACACGAUUAGGUCGAUAUUGCCGGAAAUAUUUGAGAACAGCAACCCGAAUCGACCAAGCAUGAAGAGCGUCCUCAAACAAAUAGCUGUAUUUCCACUGGGGGUAACUGAAAGUGGUCACAGGGUAGGCAUGUUCUGGAUGGACUUGGACAAAAACGACCGAACAAUCAGUCCGUAUAACGUCGCCAGCCAAAUAAUUAAUUCGAUCGAGGUCAUGGCCCAUGAGUCAAUUACUCUUCCAUGGAUUACGAUACAUGAUUAUGGAAAAUUGACUACUGAGUAUCUAACCAAAAUCAAUCCAGUCACCAUCAAGAAGACAUUUGUACCUCUGAAAAUGUUUAGUAUUAGACAAAAAGAAAUACAUAUAGUCAAUAUCCCGAAAUAUGCUGAAAUAUUCUUAAACAUGUAUAAACAGUUCUUUAUACCGAAGAUCCGCGACAGGGUAAGUUAUGACGUUAUCAUAUUUUAUUUUGUGCUCCUCAUUAAUGAAUAUUCUAGUUUAUCGUGCACAGCUCACCGAACGAGCUUCAAAAAUAUAUACCAAAAUCACUUCUACCGAUGGAUUAUGGUGGAGAUCUACCAAACCUGAGAACACUAGCUGAUGAAUGGAACAAGAAUUUUGAAAAAUAUGCAGAAAGAUUUGACCAACUGGAGAAGUUGAAGGUAGACGAAACACUGAGGUCAACCCCACUAAAAGACGACGAAUUGUUGGGUGCUUAUGGACACUUCAGAAAAUUGGACAUUGAUUAGGUUAUCUUAAGAUAUAUUUUGUGCUACUUUUAUAGUAUACAGGGUAAUUGAGGCUCUAUUUAAACUUUGCACGCAGCGUUUUUCGUUGAACAAUAGUAAAAAUUGUUUACUGUCUUUUGAUCUAUCUUUGUUUAAUAAAAUCAUAAUUGUAUCCUUCUCCCUCAAAAGCUUGGUUGAAAUUAGGAUGGGCUGUGUGAACUAGAGAUGUUCGAUAUACAUCGAUGCAUCGGAGACAUCGAGACACAGAAUUCGAUGUAUCGAACGCUUCCGAUGUUUCUCGAUGCAUCGAUGCAUUUUUAUCGAUGAAUCGAAAACUUUUCAUUUGGAAUAGGUGUACUUACUUAUUCUUCCUGUGAAAUAAUAAUUUUUUUGAACAUAUAAUGCAGUCUUAAGGAGCAGGGCAAACCCUUAAUGAACAAAGAAACAGAUUAAAAGGAAAAAGAUUAAAUCAGAUUUUAUUUUUACAAAGUUUCGAUAAAAAAUACUGGGACUCGGACUAGUGUUGUGCUGUUAAAUAC
Messenger RNA from Acanthoscelides obtectus, 1570 nucleotides. The record is from the annotation of a GenBank genome assembly. NCBI's taxonomy places the organism in Eukaryota, Metazoa, Arthropoda, Insecta, Coleoptera, Chrysomelidae.